Messenger RNA from Symphalangus syndactylus (siamang), 2089 nucleotides. RefSeq names its product sterile alpha motif domain containing 15 (gene SAMD15). The record is from RefSeq and is a predicted model, not a curated record. NCBI's taxonomy places the organism in Eukaryota, Metazoa, Chordata, Mammalia, Primates, Hylobatidae. Gene Ontology annotation, molecular function: protein binding.
AUGGCUGAAGUCCCGGAGGAUUAUGAUUCCGGCCCAGAUGAAGAUGGAGAGCCGGAGCCUGAGAGGCCUGAACUGCCUGGACUUCAUAAAUUGUAUGAAAAUGCCGAACCAGACACCAUGGCAACGGCAGACUCGAAGCUACCAGCAGAGAUUUACCAAGAGCCACAGCCAGAGACCCAGGAAGAGGACUUCAAAGAGGGGGAGCCAGACAUUGCUAAGAACGUGCAGCUGAAACCUGGCGGGACGUCCCAGGAAGGAAUUGCCAAGGAGUCCAAGAGAGACGUACCAAGCGAAACUGAACCAGGGAUACCCCAAGACAUAAAGUCGGAAACAUCCAGAGAGAUGGGAGAGUUUUUCAAAGAUUUGGAGGCCCCUAUGGAUGAAGUGCAUGAAGAGUCAGACCUAGAGCCACCAGAGGAGGCUAAAGCAAAUGUUACAGAGGAUGUGUUCCUAGAGUCAGCUAUGGAAACAGAUCCAGGUCCAGUGCCACCAACGGAAACUAUGUCUGAGGUUUCGGGGGCCACAGUCAGAGAGAUAAAUUUAGAAUUAAUAGAGGAGGAGACUGAACCGGGGGUUCCAGAGGGAUCACUUAGAGUGCAACAUGAAGAGACAGGUCUAGAGGCUCCAGAGCAGACCAAACCAGAUUUUCCAAGUGAGAAACCAAGAGAAUCACUUGAAGAGACAGAUCUUCAGCCACCAAAGAUGACCAAACCAGAGAUUCCAGAGGAGACACAAAGAGAGUCAACUGAGAAGAAAAGGACAGAGCCACCCGAGCAGGCUAGACCGGAAUUUCCAGAGAACGAACCAAGAAAGUCUAGUGAGGAGGCAGGUCUAGAGCCUCCAGAAGAGACUCAACCAGAGGUUCCAGAGGAGAUGCAAAGAAAGGCAACUGAGGAGAAAGGGACAGAACUACCUGAGUGGACUAAACCAGACUUUCCACACCACAAGCCAAGAAAGUCUACUGAUGAGAACAUUCCUGAGCCACUAGAAGAGAUCAAAUUAGAGUUUCCUGAGGAAGAAUCAAGAAAACCAAAUGAGGAAACAAUUCUAGAACAAUCAGAAAUGACGAAACCGGGAAGUCCAGAAGAGAUAAGAAAGUCAAAUGAGGAAAAAAAUCCACAGCCACCAGAGGAGACUGGUUUAGUGCUACCACAGGAGAUCAACCCACAAGUUGAAAAGAAAACAGAAACAAAGCCAACUGAGGAGAAAAUUCUAGAGUUACCAGAUGAAACCAAACCAAGAGAGACACAUGUAGAAUUUUCCAAGGAAGACAGGCCAGAACCAAUAAAGUUUAAGUAUUCUGUAGGAAACGAUGAGCUAGAGUACUGUGAGCCUAAAAGAGGAAAGUUGUCACUAAGUGACAAAUUUAGAAAAGAAUAUUACGCAUUAGGAUCUAUCAGAGAAAGUGAAGAAUCAAUUGGUACACAUUAUGAGUUUUUGCAACCACUCCAAAAAUUGCUUAAUGUCAGUGAAGAAUGCUCAUACUCAGAUCCCUCAGAGUCUCAGACAGAAUUAAGUGAGUUCAUUCAUGAAAAGGAAGUUGUAGAUUUGUCCCAAGAGUUGAAGGAACUGGUCUCUGAAGAUGACGAAACCCAGCCAGAAAAAGGGACUGAGUUACAAUUUGAGCAUCUGAAUUGGGAUCCAGAGGAAGUUGCAGAGUGGAUUAGCCAGCUAGGCUUCCCUCAAUACAAGGAGUGUUUUAUCACAAACUUCAUCAGUAGCCGAAAACUCAUUCACGUCAACUGCUCAAACCUCCCUCAGAUGGGGAUAACAAACUUUGAGGACAUGAAGAUGAGUUGUGCAAUUUCUCGGCAUACACGGGAGCUCCUGGAAAUUGAAAAGCCAUUAUUCAAAUGCUCCAUCAGCCUUCCCUAUAGGGAUAUUAUCGGCUUGUAUUUAGAGCAAAAAGGUCAUACUGGGAUAAAAUCUGAUUCCUUGACUUUAUCUGAAUUUGUCAAAGCAGCAGGAUUACAGGAUUAUGCUCCAGAAAUAACUGCCCCUGAAGAGAAUGAGAAAUUGCCUUGCACUGAACCAUAGGGGAAAGCCGCUUCACAGAGCUUGAAAGAUCAAACUAAAUUACUUGAGGGAA